Oncorhynchus keta (chum salmon) is the source of this 5686-nucleotide messenger RNA. Its product is annotated as peroxisomal biogenesis factor 19-like. Gene Ontology annotation, biological process: protein import into peroxisome membrane. NCBI's taxonomy places the organism in Eukaryota, Metazoa, Chordata, Actinopteri, Salmoniformes, Salmonidae. The record is from RefSeq and is a predicted model, not a curated record. The transcript is spliced from 8 exons. The coding region runs from base 291 to 968 and encodes 225 amino acids. Gene Ontology annotation, cellular component: peroxisome; peroxisomal membrane.
GCCGAACAGGACACAGAACUGGACGAGUUAUUGGACAGUAAGAUUUGACAUUACUCCCGAGUGAAGUAUCAAUCCUGCCAAUACAUUAAUUCAUACAAAGAAUUGUGUCAAACGUGGCGCAGCGGAGCAACGUGCCUUGUUAGCGAGGUGCACUCGAUGACUUUGAAAAGACAAACCCAGCCACCCCAGUUCCUGCUGCUGCCGCGGCUCCCCCAUCAGCCAAGGGCAGUGAAGAGAAACCCCCUCUACUGGAAGACAGUCAGUUCUUUGAGGCUCUGUUUGAAGGGGAGAUGGCCUCUCAGGCGAAGGAGGAGUGGGAGAAAGCCAUGACUGAACUCGCACAGGAAGAACCUGAGCUGCUGCAACACUUUCACAAAUUGUCAGAGGCAGCAGGGAAAGUUGGUACUGAUGUAGCCUCCCAACAAGAAUUCACUUCCUGUCUCAAAGACACCCUCAGUGGGUUGGCGAAAAAUGCAGACAACUUACAGAGUGCAGGUUUGGCUGGAGAGGAUCUAGCAAAGACUCUGGAAGGGCUGGGAUUGGAUGAGGGUGGACAGGGGGGCGGGGAAGAUGGAAACAUCUUGCCGAUUAUGCAGUCCAUCAUGCAGAAUCUACUCUCCAAGGAAGUGCUCUAUCCAUCUCUCAAAGAGAUCACUGAGAAGUAUCCUGAGUGGUUGAACAGCAAUCGCCAGUCCCUCCCGGCAGAUCAGUUCCAGCGCUACGAACAGCAGCACAAGGUCAUGGGAGAGAUCUGCAGCCAGUUUGAGAAGGAGGGAGAGCGAAGUGGAAGGGAUGGGGAGAAUUGCUUUGAGAGCAUUCUGGAACUCAUGCAGCAGCUACAAGACCUGGGCCAACCACCCAAAGAGCUGGCUGGUGAAUCGCCACCUGGCCUGAACUUUGACCUGGAAUCCCUGAAUCUCCCAGGAGCCUCUGGGGCUGGAGCGGCAGAGCAGUGCUCAAUCAUGUGAUGUCAGAGCAGCCAGAUCAAUAGAUGCACAGGCUAGGAGCUGUGUGCAAGGGGGGGAUGAUGAGAGAGGACGAUCGGUCACAAGACAAGGUGGAGAACGAGACUGUUUGCACUGCUCUCCCGGCAACAGAUGUUUCUGUGUCUACAGAGAAGACACAGUCAAGGGUGGCACAACAAACCAAUGUUACCACCCUUCAGUAACUCACUGAUCAUCACUUCACUGAUUUUAAAUUAAUUGCUUUGGUUUUUCAUAAGCUUUUCCAGGUCAUUCAUAGUACAGGUAGUAGCAUACCCACACACACAGCUCAAAUGACUAGCGCUUGACUUAUGAGUCCGUUUUUACACUCACCAUUGUUUAGCCCCUGGUAGAACUGGUUGAACUGGCCUGUUGGUUAAAAUGGUGUCUUGCAUUAUUGUUAUAAACCUCACAGCAAGGAUAGUAGGAUUCUCUGUUGUGAGAGUUGCUGAGUGAUGAUUGAGUUGUUUCAUAGCUGCAGUAUCAUCAUGGGUCUGCGUGCCCAACAAAGGGUGUUGAGCCACCGUCACAGUUCCACUCAAUCAAUAAAGUAACCAACACCCCAGGGGUUGAUUAGGUUGUUUCUGACCACUAGUUUAGAGUUAUACAUUUAGGCAUUUUCAUCAUUAAUACUGUUAAUGUAACAAAUGCGUGUAGAUUAAUAUUGUUGGUUGCAUAACCAGUGUACAUUUGUGAAUUAUUUAAAGAAAAUCGAGGAGUUAAACUUAUACCUCGUUCUAAUUUCAUAAUCAUAAGACGGCUAACUGAUUUUUAGAGACUGACUUUACCUUGGUUAGUUAUAUAGUAUCUUCCCAAAAGCUACUAUGUUGUACCAGAGACUGUAUAUGGCUGUGCACUUGAUUUGACCUCUAGUUUUCUUGACGUAACAAUGUUUGAACCGACAUCCACAAGAUGUAAGAACCAGUCCUGUGGCCAAUUGUGACAUAUAUUUAUAAUUGACAUUAUUCAAGUUUUUAAACAGGUUAGCGAGGUUGGUGCUCUGGUUUGCGCAUGGGGCUAGAGCCAAGGUCGGUCAGUAGCCAUCGGGAUUAAGACGGUCCCCUGAAUCCCGGGGCGUCUGUCCAGUAGUGGGACUCUUUUGUGACUGUGGUUAUAACCCUCCUAGCUUUUUAUGCACUACAAGUUAUGGAAAAAAGGUUUCUGACACCGUGACAACAAUGUCGAACUUGGAUUUGAGCCAUGAUGAGAGAAUACUGUUUCGCAUGAUUAUAUCAAAACCGGUAGCACUACUGGUAUGUGACCCUGCUGUUUUUCUUGUGAUCAAAAUGAUACGAAUAUAUAGCAUUUAUUUAAGGGACAGACACAAGUAGUAAAACAGUUAAAAUAAUUUCAGAGAAUCUUUACAAGAGUUGAAGUGAUGUGCAAAAAUGACUUUGUUGUGGGCACAGUGAUUAGUAGUUAAAAUGACUGUGAAUUACCCCUUGUGUUUGCUGUUCAUUUGGAGUGAGUGGAGUGACAUUCUUGAUAUUUCAUAUGCCAACAUAUGCAUUGACUGAAUCUUGGGGAGUACCGCUGCAGUUAAUGAUUUUCAUUAGUCAAAUUGGGUGCUACUUCAUUAGGUAUGUACUCUUUCAUACCCUAUAUCCAGACAUGUUCAUUCUGGUUGUGUAAUUUAUUGGCAGCUGGCAUCUAGAGUAGACACCUUAUCACCUCAAACAUUGGGAUUUACUUCACUUGUGGUAAACAUACAGUACCAGCCAAAAGUUUGGACACAACUACUCAUUCAAGGGUUUUUCUUUAUUUUUACUAUUUUCUACAUUGUAGAAUAAUAGUGAAGACAUCAAAACUAACCAAAAAGUGUUAAACAAAUCCAAAUAUAUUUGAGAUACUUCAAAUAGCCACCCUUUGCUUUGAUAAGCUUUGCACACUUGGCAUUCUCUCAACCAGCUUCACCUGGAAUGCUUUUCCAACAGUCUUAUGCUGAGCACUUGUUGGCUACUUUUCUUUCAAUCUGCAGUCCAAUUCAUCCCAAACCUUCUCUAUUGGGUUGAGGUCAGGUGAUUGUGGAGGCCAGGUCAUCUGAUGCAGCACUAAUCACUCUCCUUCUUCGUCAAAUAGCCCUUACACAGCCUGGAGGUGUGUUUGGUCACUGUCCUGUUGAAAAACAUGAUAGUCCCACUAAGCGCAAACCAGAUGUGAUGGCGUAUAGCUGGAUAAUGCUGUUGUAGCCAUGCUGGUUAAGUUUGCUUUGAAUUCUAAAUAAAUCACUGACAGCGUCAUCAGCAAAUCUCAAUAACACCACCUCCUCCAUACUUCACGGUGGGAACCACACAUGCAUAGAUCAUCUGUUCACCUACUCUGUGUCUCACAAAGACAUGGUGGUUGGAACCAAAAAAUCUCACAUUUGGAAUCCAGACCAAAGGACAAAUUUCCAUUGCUUGUGUUUCUUGGCCAAAGCCAAUCUCUUCUAAUUGGUGUCCUUUUGUAGUGGGUUCUUUGCAGCAAUUCGACCAUGAAGGCCUGAUUCACGCAGUCUCCUCUGAACAGUUGAUGUUGAGAUGUCUGUUGUUUGAACUCUGAAGAAUUUAUUUGUAAUUUCUGAGGCUGGUAACUCUAAUGAACUUAUCCUCUGAAGCAGAGGUAACUCUCGGUCUUCCUUUCCUGUGGCGGUCCUCAUGAGAGCCAGUUUCAUCAUAGUGCUUGAUUUUGUUUUGCAUCUGCACUUGAAUAAACUUUUUCAAAGUUCUUGAAAUUUUACGGAUUUACAGACCAUGUCUUAAAGUAACGAUGGAUUGUCGUUUCUUUGCUGAUUUAUUUUCUUCUAUGAGGUUAAACGGCGGUUGGCAUCCAAUUUGUUGCAUUACUGCCACCUACUAGACUGGAGUUCAACCCCCUUAUACUUUACUUGAAAAAUAAAAAAGUACUAAACAAAUACCCUACCGUCUAACACUACUCACUAAUUUCAAAAUUAUAUAAAAUAAAAUGACCCCCCUACUCCACUAAUUAAAUGUAUUUAUUCCUACCUCGGGACAUCGCCACUUAAUACAUCCUGUAACUCUCAGUCUCGUACAACCAAAAUACCUCUCUGGGGAUGCCACCACAACCUCCAUUUUCUGAGACUUCCGAUCCAUCCCUGCAGUACAGUUGAUAACAAUUGCUAUAAAUGCUAAAAAUCCGAUCUUACUGAAACGUAUUUCACUUUUGUCCUAUCCCUCUGUUUUGGCAUGUCUUUACUACUCUCACCACUCCUCCCCUUACCCAUCUUCCUCAACUUUCUUCACUGCCUCAGCAUAUGACAACUUCUGCACUACUCUAACCCUGGAAACCUCAACCUGCCUCUCUCGCACGGGACAUUUCUGAUCCCCAGCUCCAUGGGGCACCCCUAAAAUUAACACAUUCCACUACUUUCCCCAAUACUACACAUUCUUUUGUCUCAUGCCCUUCUGCACAUUUCCAUCACCUUGGACCCUCCCUCCAACACACUGCUGCCACAUGCCCAUAAGCUUGACACCUGUAGCAUCUUAAUGUAUUCGGCACAUACGCUCGUACAGGAUAACUUUUUAUUCUAACUUCACAUUGUCAGGCAAAGACUCAUCUUCAAAACUCAAAAGAACAAUGACUCUUCUGUUUCCCCACUCUUGCCACUCUGUCUGCAUCACAUUAAACAAUGAGCAUCACAUACACUGGGAAUCUUUCCCCUCAGCUGGUCAACGUUUAUUUCUACUGCUACCCCAGUUAUCACUCCAUUCAUUGGUUCUGUUUCUUGAGAACGAAACAAUUCACUUUUCUUGCCCCCAUUCAUUUUACUUUGAGCGCAUUCUUCCUCUGCCCAACAGAAACACAAACAAUUAUCACUAGACCACUUCUAGUUACCCUCAUCGAUUCCACAUGACCCAACUCUUUUCACCCACCGUGAAUCCACAAAUGGAUCGGCCAAAAGGCAUGAGUCCACUUUUUCCAUAAACUUCACUCCUACUGUCACGGACUCUUGUUCAUCCUGAACCCAGGUGCAUACCUCCGUCUCCGAUAACUUUACUGCACCUACCACCUCCGAUACUUCACCCUAAUUCACUUCCAUUUCUCCUCCUGUCUUCAGCUCCCUCUGCUUACACUUUCUACCAUUCCUCUUUGACAACCAAUCUUCCUUUUCCCACUAUAUUUAUCCGACUCAAGCUCACCCUCUUAUUCUCUCACUUUCAGACCUCUUCUCUCUCUGUUUUUCCCUCCAUUCCUUCUCCGUUUUCCAAGUACACGUCUCCUUAUGAUAAUACUGCCACUCCACCCCUGACACUCAUCUUGUACUUGCUUUCUCUAGGGACUCCAUUUUCCCCUUCCGGAGUUCUGCUCAUGUCUCAAAUAAUGUGCCUACAACAGCGCAGCUGCUUUUUGCUUAUUUGAGCCAUAAUAUGGAUUUGGUCUUUUACCAUCUAGGGCUACUGAUUGUUCUCAAAUGCAUUUAGAAGGAAAGAAAUUGUACAAAUGAACUUUUAACAAAGCACACUUGUUCAUUGAAAUGCAUUCCAGGUGGCUAGCUCAUGAAGCUGAUCGAGAGAAUGCUAAGAGUGUGCAAACCUGUCAUCAAGGCAAAGGGAGGCUACUUUGAAGAAUAUCAAAUAUAUUUGGAUUUGUUAAACACUUAUUUGGUUACUACAUGAUUCCAUAUGUGUUAUUUCAUAGUUUUGAUGUCUUCACUAUUAUACAAUAUGGAAAAUAGUAAAAAAUAAAGAAAAUCCUUCAAUGAG